AUGGAUUGUGCAACAUUUGCCGUAUACCACGACGUCGACCAUUUCGAUGCUGGUAACCUUGCCGAGCAGGCAAGCCAAACCAGUUCUCAGUCUAGUGGAGGUAUCAACCUUCAUGAUCCACUUCAUCCUUUAUUGGUGGGAUCUUUUGUUACUGCCUGGGGUGGGCCCGAAAAACCGACUGCGCAAAUGGAUGAAGACGAAGAUCUUCCUUUGCCAUGGGGUCAACACCUGCUGAGCUCAACCAGCCAGAGUCAACGUUCUGAGUUCCAGCAGACAGCUGAUACAGCUCGUGCACAAACUCCCAUCCACAACGUCGGAUACUCCGGCUUUAGAUAUACAUUUGGCGACGAAGUUGACUGUGGUCAAGACGGGCUCAGGCCAGAAACGCUCCACACCAAAACUCCAGCCAGCGAAUUUUGGGUAAACAAAACCGAAUCCGGAUAUGCCCCUCAGUGCGGUGAUCUUCACCCAGACCGUAUCCUAGAAAAUCGCCGUGUAAGUCAUUGGGAGAUGCAGUGCGUUUUGAGCCGGCGAGGACCUGGCAGCAUGACUGCUGAACAGAUUGAGUAUUAUCAACAGAAGGUCGACAAUUGGUGGUAUGGUACGUUGCCCAUUAGCCAGGCUGUGGAUGAUGCCGUGGCUCAAACCAGCGGAAAGAAGCCAUAUACAAGCGAAUUUUUAUCUGCUUCUCCACUGGUAAAUUGGCUGGCGGGGAUUGGAUGUUAG
Messenger RNA from Pyricularia grisea, 726 nucleotides. RefSeq lists its product as uncharacterized. Lineage: Eukaryota; Fungi; Ascomycota; Sordariomycetes; Magnaporthales; Pyriculariaceae. Bases 1 to 726 code for a protein of 241 amino acids. The record is from RefSeq and is a predicted model, not a curated record. The transcript has a single exon.